Molecule: messenger RNA, 585 nt
Organism: Echinostoma caproni
Lineage: Eukaryota; Metazoa; Platyhelminthes; Trematoda; Plagiorchiida; Echinostomatidae
Source: the annotation of a GenBank genome assembly
AUGCCAGAAACUUCUUUUUUGGAUUCCGACUGGACACUGUCGCUUCCGCAUGCCGGAUCCUAUUUGAACUUAGACGACAUUUUGGCUACAAGCGAGCGUACUUCAUGUCGCCUGCGGGUUGCUCUUCCCGGCAUAGCGCCAUUGCUAUUAUCUGAUUCGAAUUUAACUAACAGUAGCAGUCAGAACACUACUAUCAUUGGUGCUACUGGUGAAGAUACCGAGGAAUUGGAGAGCGAAGAAAAUCUAGUGUCGCUGGAUAUUCCGGCCGGAACAAGAUUGGAACUACCUAUUUGGUUGGCGUUAGCUCUUGGAAGUGGGCGUCGCCAGGUCCUCAAUGUGGAGCUUCCUUUCAUUUAUCGAGACGCAUUUGGGGAAGUGUUUGAUGCAGACCCAAGCGUUGUGGAUCUACGACGAAAAGCUCCUUUGUUUUAUUUACUUUGGUUCAGUCUUUUGAAUUUGGGACCAUCCAAGGUUGGACAAGCGGCGGCUACAGUGGCUCGGGUGUUUCAAACGCGCUUGAAAUCUGUAAUGGAUGCGGCACUGAAUGCUACUCGGCACGAUGCUCUUUCCUCUACUUCGCGGUAA